UUUUGUAAAACUUUGCCUUUUCAUUUAGGAAUAUAAAGUCUAAGCAACUGCGAGGCGCAGACUUUAGUUAAUUUAACUCAUCAGCCUAGUCGUGAGCGGACAAGUGUGUGUUGGUUACACGAAAAGUUCGAAAAGUUGCCCUUUGUGAAUGUAAAAACUGUGAAUUUUAGCGACAAAUAAUUAAAAUACUAAAAAGCCGCAGGAUUAUCAAAGGAUCAUCAUGUUUGGGCGUAACAACAACAAUCACAACAACAACAACGUACACCUACAAAUUUGGCUGCUAUGCUUCAUCGCAGUACUUAUCAGCAGCAACACUGGCAUGGCGCUGCCCAUCAGGCCCGACUCACCCAUACAGACAAUAAUUGUGCCCUAUCAGCGGCAUACCGUUAGCGGUCAUCCCUAUCAAUACCCGCAGUUGACGAGCGAAAAGCGACAGGUGUUGGUGCCCGCUGUGAUGGAGGUGGUGCCGCGCUUCAAUCUCAAUCAAGGCGAAAUGGCCAUGGGCAGCCAGAAAGGUACGCCCGUGAACUUCGUGGACGGUGCCUACCCAGUCUACUAUAUGCCGAGCAAUGUGAAUGGUAAAUUUAAUGGGCAAAUUUCGCUGCUGGAGGGCGUGGUGCAGGAGUAGUGGCAAAAGCCUAGGGUUUCGAAGCAAACGCUAAUUUAGUAAAUACAUACCUAUGCAUACCUAAAUACUUGCUUUGUAAUUUAAAUAGUUUAGUUAUAUGUAGAAAAGUGCUAUUUUACAUCCACCUAACAAAUACACUGUGAUACGACACGUGCGCAAUAGUCCCAUUAAUGGAAAUAGUUUUAGUGAUUUGUAUAUUUUAAAGAGAAUAUGUAAUAAAGAUGUGCAUAAACAACUUUA
Molecule: messenger RNA, 868 nt
Organism: Bactrocera latifrons
Lineage: Eukaryota; Metazoa; Arthropoda; Insecta; Diptera; Tephritidae
Exons: 2
Coding region: 221-628 (135 amino acids)
Source: RefSeq, a predicted model, not a curated record